This is a messenger RNA of Debaryomyces hansenii CBS767, 2217 nucleotides long. RefSeq names its product serine/threonine protein kinase (gene YAK1). The transcript has a single exon. The record is from RefSeq and is a predicted model, not a curated record. Gene Ontology annotation, cellular component: nucleus; cytoplasm. The coding region runs from base 1 to 2217 and encodes 738 amino acids. Gene Ontology annotation, molecular function: ATP binding; protein tyrosine kinase activity; protein serine/threonine kinase activity. Gene Ontology annotation, biological process: peptidyl-threonine phosphorylation; peptidyl-serine phosphorylation. Lineage: Eukaryota; Fungi; Ascomycota; Pichiomycetes; Serinales; Debaryomycetaceae.
AUGUCUUACAACUUUAAUUAUAAUAGACACAAUUCGUUGGGGGGAAAUUGGCAAUUACCCCCACCGUAUGGAUUGAACGGUAGUGAACAAACACCACCGUUGGCAGAUAAUACACCGGGGGUACAGGACCCACAAAGGACAGCACAAUCAAAUCAAAUGCCAGGAUUCAGGAAUCCAUGGUAUACGUCAAAUCAGGCGCCAAGCGGUAUGGUUACGUCGCCUAAUAUGUCACAAUCACCUACUAAGGGUCAACAGACGAUUCCGCUUUUACAGCAGCAAAGUAAGAGAAUGUCAUUUGCUAAUCAGCUACCAACGACAUACGAGUAUGAUGGACAAAGACCUUCGAAUGCGCCUCCGUUUAUUCAUCCACCAACUAGAGUGGAUAACCCCUUCAAUCAAUAUUAUACUAAUCAGGAGGUGAACUUGGGACAUGUCGAUAGAAGAAUGUCGGCAGUCGCCGAUGGGGCAUAUUAUAGUGCUAACAGCUAUAAUGCAUACCCUCCUGAGUCAUCUGAUCCUGAAUUUCAAUCACAAUACAUGCAAAAUGUUCCACUUUAUGAUCAAGGGUUGAAUAGAAGGUCUUCUGUUGCGACCGGUAAUUACCACCAGGCACCACAUAAUACGCACGUUAACUACCACCACCAGCCCGCCAAAGUUGGUAGAUCUGCGCUGAUCGUACAAUAUCAACAGUAUCAGCAAGCAUUACAGAAUCAAAGCCAAACAUCGAAGAGGAACGCAGCUCCUAAAGCCAGGAAGAUAUAUAAUAAGUAUGAUUUACAUCCUAAGGUACACCAUCAACCGAAAUAUCGUCGUUGCUCUGUUAAUUCCAUUCAUAUUUCGCCGGUAAACGCUUUGUCAGUGUACAUUACAGAGUCAUACAGAAUAUGCCAACCUAAGAAAUUCCAGUAUUGCAAAUCAACUAAUCCAAAGAGGGUGCUAACAAAACCACUGGAUGCUAAGUACAAUAAUGGAUUCGAUAAUGAAGAUAGUGAUUACAUAUUGUAUGUGAAUGACAUAUUGGGUACCGACGAAGGAAGAAAGUAUAUUGUUUUAGAUUUGCUAGGAUCGGGGACCUUUGGACAAGUUGUUAAAUGUCAAAAUCUAACGAAUCAAUCGGUUUGUGCUAUAAAAGUCAUUAAAUCCAAGCCGGCUUAUAUGAAUCAGUCAUUGACAGAAGUAAAAUUACUCGAAUAUUUAAACUCUAAUAGUAACAGUAAGCGUUUCAUACGUUUGCUAGACACUUUUAUGCACAAAGAACAUUUAUGUUUAGUGUUCGAGUUACUAGCAUCUAAUUUGUAUGAAUUGAUUAAGCAAAACCAAUUUCAAGGACUUAAUAUGAAAUUAGUUAAGUUGCUUACAAGACAAUUGUUGGAAGCAAUGGCUGAAUUGAAAGGAUUCCAGAUGAUACAUUGUGAUCUAAAACCGGAAAAUAUAUUACUUUUUCAACCAGAUAAGCCAGAUAUCAAGGUCAUUGACUUUGGUUCAGCGUGCUUCACUAGACAGACAGUAUAUUCGUAUAUACAAUCCAGAUUUUACAGGUCUCCCGAAGUGAUAUUGGGAUUACCAUAUACUGAAUCCAUAGAUAUGUGGUCAUUGGGAUGCAUCGUCGGAGAAUUAUUUUUGGGAUUGCCAAUGUUUCCGGGUACAUCAGAGUUUAAUCAGAUUUGGAAGAUUGUCGAUAUGUUAGGUUACCCACCAAGACAUAUGAUAGAGGUUGGACGUAACUCGUUAAAUUUCUUUAACAAAUUUCCUCCAAGUAUACCCGACGGAAAGCCAGUCUUUAAAGUAAAGACAUUAGAAGAAUAUAUACAAUUUUUAGCAACAACUAAAGGAAAAGAGGACCAAGUAAAGAAAGAACAACCGAAUAAGAAUUACUUCAAACAUCGUUUAUUGAAGGAUAUAAUUAUGAAUUAUAAAUUGCCUUCGAAGAAAAUGACGAAUUCUAUGAUCGAGAAGGAAUGUCAAGAGAGACUUUUACUUAUUGACUUUUUAUCCAAGGUGCUUAAUUUGAAUCCUUUAGAAAGACUUACUCCCCAGGAAGCUUUGAAACACCCUUUCGUUAGUGAUGUUUCUCUUCAUCAUCCAUCUACAUCGUCUACAGCCUCUUCUGGUGAUCGUUCGUCAAAUCACUCAGAUCUUUCCGAUAAUUUGAAAGAUGCAGGUAAAGCUCCAACGGGAGGCAUUUCCGAUUCAUCGAGGGCCCCAAUUCCUUCAUAA